AAUUUUCAAAAUUGGGAGUCCUCUUUUCUGGGCCCGUUUCUCUUAUCCAACACGGAUAAGAGCCGCAGCGAAAUCCACACUUCCAACUCUUCCACCCUUCCAACUCUUUCACCCCAUCAAAUCCAUGGCUACUGCUUCUUUCGCUCCACUUUCCCACGUUUUCUCGCGACUUUCCCACAUUUCAUCUUCGAAAUCUGCAACCUCUAUUCUCCCACAUUCUUCUCCUUUCAAGAACUCCCCAAACCAACUCACUUUUAGAAGGGAGUUCCUCAAGGGACUGGCUUUGGCUCCUCUUAUUUUUAUCUCUGAGGAAGCCCUUCCUGCGCAUGCUCGAGAGGUGGAAGUAGGGUCCUACCUCCCCACAUCUCCAUCUGACCCAUCUUUCGUCCUUUUCAAAGCCUCUCCCAAAGACACUCCCGCCCUUCGCGCAGGAAAUGUGCAGCCCUAUCAGUUUGUCCUCCCACCAACUUGGAAACAAACACGUGUAGCCAACAUACUGUCUGGUAAUUACUGCCAACCCAAGUGUGCGGAGCCUUGGGUUGAAGUGAAAUUCGAAGAUGAAAAUCAGGGAAAGGUGCAGGUGGUUGCUUCUCCUUUGAUCCGCCUCACUAACAAACCCAAUGCAUCAAUUGAAGACAUUGGGAGCCCUGAGAAGUUGAUUGCCUCUCUUGGCCCUUUUGUUACUGGAAACACGUAUGAUUCUGAUGAGCUCCUGGAAACUUCAGUUGAAAAGCUUGGUGAUCAGACGUAUUACAAAUAUGUGCUUGAGACUCCAUUUGCUCUGACGGGGUCGCAUAAUCUUGCAAAAGCAACAGCAAAGGGAAAUAGUGUCGUCUUGUUUGUGGCUAGUGCAAAUGAUAAACAGUGGCAGGCAUCUCAGAAAACUCUAAAAGCCAUGCUUGAUUCCUUCCAAGUGUAGUUUUUGCCCAAGAGAAGACAAGACGGUUAUAUUUAAUUCAUUUAUUUUAAAUUUGUAUAGAUAGAAGGACUUCUGGACAAGAUCGAUAUGUUAUCAACUAUGGAAUUUUUGGUUCUGUUCGAUCCAAAUCCCUCCCCAUCCCUCCCCAUCCCUACCUACCCAUAAAAGCAUGAAAGGAGAUUCACACUCCCUUUUGGCUUUAAGAAUUUGAUCUACUGGUUUAUGGAUGAUUCUACAAAUUUGCAUUCAUGACA
Messenger RNA from Vitis vinifera (wine grape), 1173 nucleotides. RefSeq names its product psbP domain-containing protein 6, chloroplastic. Bases 125 to 919 code for a protein of 264 amino acids. Gene Ontology annotation, cellular component: photosystem II; photosystem II oxygen evolving complex; extrinsic component of membrane. The transcript is spliced from 3 exons. NCBI's taxonomy places the organism in Eukaryota, Viridiplantae, Streptophyta, Magnoliopsida, Vitales, Vitaceae. Gene Ontology annotation, biological process: photosynthesis. Gene Ontology annotation, molecular function: calcium ion binding. The record is from RefSeq and is a predicted model, not a curated record.